This is a messenger RNA of Paramecium octaurelia, 330 nucleotides long. The record is from the annotation of a GenBank genome assembly. NCBI's taxonomy places the organism in Eukaryota, Ciliophora, Oligohymenophorea, Peniculida, Parameciidae.
CUCAUGUGCUAAUUAUUUUUUCGUAUUGAAUGUAUUCUAUAAAAUUGAAAAAAUUUAUAUUUAAUGAAUAUUCACAAGCAAAACUUAAUACAAGUUACUCAUAUCAAUUUCAGUUUAAAUAAUUUAAAUUGAAAUAUAACAAAGACAAUCAAAAAAUGUGAAUUCAGAUACAUCAGGCUCAAUGUAAAUAGUUGAGCAUCUCAACAGAAAAAUGAAAAAUAAUAAUGUUAAGAGCAUUGACAUGUGAUAAAGCUGCUCUUCCAAAAUCGUGGACAGAAUUUUUCAAUUUACAAGAUUUUAAUAAAGGAUGAAUUAAGUAAAUUAUUCAUU